AUGAGAGCAUUGCAAGUGCAGGGUCAAGACUUUGUCGCAGAAAUCCAAGAGCUCGUGAGCAUUGACGACAUCAGCACCAAGAAUCUUCUGCGGGUUCAAGCUUCCCAUGACAGCUUCGACAGCUGGCAGAAGUACGCGGAAGACGAAUGCAACGUCGGUUUUGACCGAUACACGCAGCUUCCGUUCUUUUUGACUGUGUGGGUCGAUGAGGAGGCACAGCACGCUCGCUUGAUGCUCUUUUCGGAUCACUUCAUGUCGGACGGGUAUUCGGAAUUGCCACUGCGUCCUUCCUUUUACGACCUGUGGCUGUCAAGCAAACCACUGUCGAAAGCUUUUAUGAAGGGCGUCAUCUCGUUUUUUGGGAAAGCAAUCUUCCACAGCGAGUUGACUCGAUUUCUCCCCGUUCUGCUAGCUCGAGAAGACCAACACGACUUUGUGGUGCCCCCUCUCUUAAAUCCAACCACAGCCUCCUUCGCUGAGGGCGAUCCGACGUCCAUGAAGAAGACUCUCUCCAAGUGCAAAGAAGAAAAUGUCACUUUUGGCGGUGCCGUCGUGUGCGCUACCCUCCUCGCAUUCUAUCGCGCAGCUGAAAGCCUCCCAGAUUUCGACUCAGCGCAGCCUUUCAAGCUCAUACUCGACUUGGAUUAUAACAUGCGACGGCGUGUUCUCCAUCCAGUAGAGGAAAAUAUCGUCGGCACUUACGUCACCUUUGCUCAUCUGGGCCGGCUGGGUCGCAAAGGUGUCAACUUGACCACUACCAAAUUCUGGGACCUAGCGCGCCAAGCGAAGCGUGAUAUCGACUCAAAAGUCAACCAAACGAUGCCCCUCACUGCUGUGCCCAUUAUCUUUGACCAGCAGAUCAACGCCAAGAUACAGCCAUGUCAAUCUCUCCAACGUGGGGCACUAUCCGUUUGCCAAAAAGUACCGUCUGGAGACACUGACAGCAAGCAGAAUCUGCUUGAAGUCGAGACUCUGCACGUUUACAAUUCGAUGCCACACCUCGGCCCCUCAGCGGUUCUUUGGGUAUCGUCGGUAUCCUCGUUUUGUUAUUCCAUGGGACACAAGUGCGAGGACGACUCAGCUAAGACUCUCUUCACUGCGUUUGUAGCUGUCUGCGAGAAUAUUGGCAGUAUUAGAGCUGAGGCCUCCAUGGCAGACGUACUGGAACAGCUAGAACUUUAG
Messenger RNA from Phytophthora infestans T30-4, 1182 nucleotides. RefSeq lists its product as uncharacterized. Bases 1 to 1182 code for a protein of 393 amino acids. The record is from RefSeq and is a predicted model, not a curated record. The transcript has 3 exons. NCBI's taxonomy places the organism in Eukaryota, Oomycota, Peronosporomycetes, Peronosporales, Peronosporaceae.